Molecule: messenger RNA, 3381 nt
Organism: Megalobrama amblycephala (Wuchang bream)
Lineage: Eukaryota; Metazoa; Chordata; Actinopteri; Cypriniformes; Xenocyprididae
Gene: mapkap1
Product: MAPK associated protein 1
Exons: 12
Coding region: 371-1951 (526 amino acids)
Biological process (GO): TORC2 signaling
Cellular component (GO): cytoplasm; TORC2 complex; plasma membrane
Molecular function (GO): phosphatidylinositol-4,5-bisphosphate binding
Source: RefSeq, a predicted model, not a curated record
CUUCCGGUAUGAGGGGUAAACCCGCAGGAAGUAGCUUACAGGACCACCAACACAGGAACAACAGAGUAAACAACAGAGACAUUUAUUCUGUUUUUGGGACGAUAUCUCCACAAGUAUGAAAUGAGACAGUACAGUGUCUCCCUCGCUCAGACGGUGUGGCGCGUCUGUGGUGUUUUCAGCCGCUGUUACAGGCAUGAAUGAAGGCAGGCAUCCAUGUCCCACCAUGGAGAGGAGAAAAUAACCCCAAAAAGAAGGAAAAGAAGACGCUGCAUCGCUGAGGAAUCUUCAGCCUCUAACUCCGACUGAGGGUCGGCACAUCCGGACAGAGACCCGGAGAGCGACAGAGGGGCGAGAGGGGCUGGUGCUCAGAAUGGCUUUUCUCGACAACCCCGCCAUCAUCCUGGCCCACAUCCGGCAGUCCCACGUGACCAGCGAUGACACCGGGAUGUGUGAGAUGGUCCUUAUUGAUCACGAUGUGGAUCUGGAGAAGUGCCAUUCGUCUGUGGUGUCUGUUGGCGGAGGCUCGUCCGGGGGUUCGUAUGGCGACGGCAGCGGUGGAGGAGACGGCCAGACAUGUGAUCUCUCUCAGUCUGUCGACAUCACCUCCAGCUGGGACUUUGGCAUCCGACGGCGCUCCAACACAGCUCAAAGACUGGAGCGACUGAGGAAAGAACGACAGAACCAGAUCAAGUGCAAAAAUAUUCAGUGGAAAGAGAGAAGCUCGUCUCAAUCAGCAGACGACUUGAGCUCGCUUUUUGAAAAGAAGGACUUUAAGGACAGGCCCCGGAGCACAGGCAGCAAAUCCACACUCUCGCUGCGGCUAGAACAGUGUCCCCAACAGCUCAACAACCCCUUCAACGAAUACUCCAAAUUUGAUGGCAAGGGCCAUGUUGGUACAACGGCAACCAAAAAAAUUGACGUCUACCUCUCAAUGCAGUCGACCCAAGAAAAGAUUCACCCCAUGACGGUGGUCACGAUGGCUAACGCUCGGGUCCACGAUCUAAUCGGGCUCAUCUGCUGGCAGUACACCUGCGAAGGCCGUGAACCCAAGCUCAUUGAAAAUGUCAACACCUACUGUCUCCACAUCGCUGAGGAUGAUGGGGAGGUGGACACAGACUUCCCUCCGCUGGACUCCAACGAGCCCAUCCACAAGUUUGGCUUCAGCACGCUGGCUCUGGUCGAGAAGUAUUCAUCUCCUGGACUAGGGCCCAAACAGUCACUCUUUGUUCGAAUAAACGCUGCUCAUGGUUUCUCCCUGAUCCCAGUGGACAGCCUGAAAGUGACCAUGAAGGAUAUUCUGCAGAAGGCCCUCAAAAAGAGGAAGGGCUCCCAGAAAGGAUCAGGUCCCAUGUAUCGACUAGAGAAGCAAACAGAACCGAAUGUGGCAGUGGAUUUGGACAGUACGCUGGAGAGCCAGGGAACGCUGGAGUUCUGCUUGGUUAGAGAAAACAGUUCUCGAGGCGAGGAGAGCUCAGAGGAAGACCCGCCUAUAGACAUCACUACGGUACAGGACAUGUUGAGCAGUCACCACUACAAGUCCUUCAAGAUCAGCAUGAUCCACAAGCUCCGCUUUACCACAGAUGUACAGCUAGGAAUUUCUGGUGAAAAGGUAGAGAUCGACCCUGUCACCAAUCAGAAGACAAGCACGAAGUUCUGGAUCCGACAGAAGCCGAUCUCCAUAGACUCGGAUCUGCUGUGUGCCUGUGACCUGGUGGAGGAGAAGAGUCCAAGUCAUGCAAUAUUUAAGCUCACAUAUCUAAGCAACCACGACUACAAAGCUCUGUACUUCGAGUGUGAUGCUGCUACUGUCAAUGAGAUUGUCCUAAAGGUGAACUACAUCCUGGAGUCUCGUGCCAGCACGUCGAGGGCGGAUUACUUCGCCCAGAAACAACGCAAACUGAACCGUCGCACGAGUUUCAGUUUCCAGAAGGACAAAAAGUCGGGCCAGUAGGGCUGGCGGCCAAACCGAUCAGAACUGAACGGGCCUAUGUGAACAGAGGCAAAGAGAUAGAUGGGGAAAAUAUAAAGAAUAGAAGGAUUCCAAGAAGCUUAGAAAAGGAAAAGACAGAGAGAAUAUGUGAUAAAUAUGAGACAUGCAUCCUUGUCUCAUCUGGAUGGAGAAAUCAGCCUCUUAAGGUCGGCCUUUCCUGGACUGACGGUCCUUAAUCAUAUCAGAGCACUAAUGCUCUCUGCUGUCACUCGAAUGUACUAGCAAAACCAACCAACAAUCUAAUUGAACAAUUAUAUUAACGUUUGAAGCCACAGCCAUCGCCGAGAACAGACAAAACCAUCAGCUGGACUCUGGAUGCCAAGGACCGAGAACUUGCUGCUGUUUCUGCGUCAGUUUCAAAGACUUACUUCCACUGCCUGCAAACGAACUGUACAUAAACGCACACCAAAACAAACGCAGUCGGAACCUUAAAAGCCAGAAAGAGCAAGUGAACCGUAUUAUCUAUUCCCAUGUGUAUCAAAGAUAUUAUAACUUUAACCACACCAGACUCUGACAGGUAAAGGGAUCGUGAUCUUUUUUUUUUUUUUUAACGAAAAUGUAAAUAGCAACCACAUUCAGGGUCUGAUGACAAACCCUCUUUGGCCAUAGUACUUUAGUGCCUGCUACAGAUCAAUAUGACAAGAUUUUAACCAUCGGGAAAAGCCUCAACUCUUUCUACCAACAGAGGAGGCUGGUAGGUUAAGGAAUGACAGAUUUUUAAUGAUCAAAUAUGAAAUAAUAACUUCUUUUUACUGUGAUGUGUUUUUCCCCUCUGCAUUGUAUCUUUUGAUUGCGUAUAUUAUAACGAACCAGUCGCCUUCUGUCUCUUUUAGAAGGAUGUUUUGGUUUAUUCCGACUGUCCUCUUGGGCUGCAAUGGGAAUGUAUGUAUUUGCCACAUUUCAUUAUAAAUGUUAAUGAUAACAUUAUUAUACUAGGUUCACUUCAUCUGUGUGUGUUCUCCGCACCAAACCUGCCGUUUCAACUUGUUUCUUUCUACAAAUGAGGGGGAACUCUCUCUACCUAUAACUCCACUUCAAUCGCUGCUGUUGUUAAACUGGAUUCAGGGUGUAUGUUCUAUCCAAAACGUUCUGACUCAGGUUUCCGACUGCCAUGUUGUCUUGACUGAUCUUGUUUCGUUUCGUUUUUUUUUUUAUGUCUGUCAAAGCCAGAGAGCGAUGACUGAUACUCAAUUCAGCGCUGACGGAUGGACAAAGAGAGCAUGUGUUCCCGUGAUGGGGAUAACAGCUGAAUAGACAUUUCAAAUAAAACUUUAUUUAUAAUAUUACGAUGACCUAGGGGGUUAUCAUGCGGCCUAUGGAAUCAACAAGAUUUGCUACAGUACAUGUAUACUGUAUAUAAGUAGAUUUUCUAAUUAAAGACUGAACUACAA